Spirodela intermedia is the source of this 2750-nucleotide messenger RNA. NCBI's taxonomy places the organism in Eukaryota, Viridiplantae, Streptophyta, Magnoliopsida, Alismatales, Araceae. The record is from the annotation of a GenBank genome assembly.
AUGAAGAUCACUAAGGAGCUUAGUCAAGCCCCAAUUAUCCUAGGAAGACCUUUCUUAGCUACUGCAAAAGCCGUUACAGAUUGGGGAAAAGGAGAAGUGAUUCUUAAGGUGGGAGAGCAUACGGUGAAGGUCAACAUCAACAAGUUGAUGAAGUAUCCUUCACAAGCUUUCGAGGAUUUGGGUGCCAUCGACCUAUUUGAUGAUCAAGACAUAGAGACUUGCAUCGAAGAAGUCAUGACGGUCAACGAGGGAGCUGAUUUCGAGGAGCUACCGUUGGACGAUCCGACAGGGGAGCUCAAGCCUCUUCCAUCUACACUCAAGUACGCUUUCCUUGACUCUCAGCAGGUUAAACCAGUGAUCAUUUCUUCCCAGCUCAAUGAGGAGCAGGAGAAACGAGUACUCGACGUAUUACGACGGAAUGAGCAAGCAAUCGGAUGGACUCUAGCAGAUUUGAGGGGAUUAGACCCUUCAUUAUGCACUCAUCGCAUAUUCUUGGAGGACGAGUUCAGACCCGUAAGGGAAGCCCAGUGCCGACUUAAUCCUAAGGUAUGGGAAGCCGUUAAGGAAGAGAUUCUUAAGUGGCUUAAUGCAGAGAUUAUCUAUCCCAUAUCGGAUAGCCAGUGGGUUAGUCCCGUGCACGUGGUUCCCAAGAAGGCAGGAGUUACAGUGACUGUGAACGACAAAGGAGAGGAGAUUCAAACACGCCUCUCGACGAAGUGGCGAGUUUGUAUCGACUACCGGAAGUUGAAUGCAGCGACGAAGAAAGAUCACUUCCCGUUGCCAUUCAUCGAUCAAAUCCUUGAUCGACUAGCAGGUCAGACUUACUUUUGUUUCUUGGAUGGUUAUUCAGGGUACAACCAGAUUGCGAUUCAUCCGGACGAUCAAGAAAAGACGACGUUCACAUGUCCCUUUGGCACGUUCGCAUUUAGGCAAAUGCCAUUUGGAUUGUGUAACGCCCCUUCGACAUUCCAGAGAUGUAUGACGGCGAUAUUUGCCGAUUUCCUUGGCGACAGUCUCGAAGUUUUGAUGGACGAUUUCUCUGUCUUUGGAGAUGAUUUCGACAGCUGUCUAACUCACCUGACAAAGAUCCUCGAGGUCUGCGUGGAAACGACUGGUAUUGAGUUGGGAGAAAUCCCAUUUUAUGGUGCGAGAGGGAGUAGUGCUUGGGCAUCUUGUCUCGGGCAAAGGUUUGGAGGUUGAUAAGGCCAAGAUUGAGGUCAUUCAAAACCUUCCUCUCCCCACUACAUUACGAGAUUUACGUAGUUUUUUAGGACACGUUGGUUUCUACCGCAGGUUUAUACGAGAUUUUGCUAAAGUUUCCAAACUGCUAACUACUCUUCUUUGCAAGGAUAAAGACUUUUUUAUAGAUAAAGAAGGGGAGUGCGCAUUCGAGAUGUUGAAGCUCGCCUUGAUCGAAGCACCAAUUCUUCAAAGUCUUAAUUGGGACUUGCCUUUCGAGAUCAUGUGCGACGCCUCAGACUAUGCAGUUGGAGCGGUGUUGGGACAGCGGAUAGAUAAGAAGCCAACAGCUAUAUGGUAUGCGAGUAAGACCCUUGCUGAAGCUCAAAUGAAUUACACGACGACAGAAAAGGAGCUCUUAGCGGUGGUCUACGCGUUAGAGAAGUUCAGGCCUUACAUCUUGGGAAGCAAGAUUGUUAUUUAUACAGAUCAUGCAGCGUUAAAGUACUUGUUUUCCAAGAAGGAGGUGAAGCCACGAUUGAUACGAUGGGUGCUACUUCUUCAAGAGUUUGACUUGGAGAUUAGAGAUAAGAAGGGCAGCGAAAACUCGGUGGCGGAUCACCUAUCUCGUCUUCACAUUUCAGGUACGGGAGAUAUUAGUGAUUCUUUUCCUGAUGAGCAUCUUCUUGCAGUAUCUAGUCAUGCUCCUUGGUUCACGCAUAUCGUCAAUUUUCUAGUGACAGGAUCGAUCCCAGAUCAUUGGAACCGGCAUCGUAAAGAUAAGUUCUUCCAUGAACUCAAAUAUUAUUAUUGGGAAGAACCACUUUUGUUCCAUGUAGGAUACGAUCAAAUUAUACGGCGAUGCGUAGCAGAAGAAGAACAAGGAAGCAUAUUAUCGAUGUGUCACUCAUCAACGUGUGGAGGACAUUUUGCCGCGCGAAAGACAGCAGAUAAGAUUUUACAAAGCGGUUUUUAUUGGCCCACCAUCUUCAAGGAUGCCCACCGUUUCUAUAUAGAGUGCUUACAAUGCCAGGCAGCAUUAAACAUCUCCAAGCGAGAUGAAAUGCCAAUGAGGCCUAUCCUUGAAGUGGAGAUAUUUGAUUUAUGGGGGAUCGACUUUAUGGGACCUUUUCCACCUUUUGAUGGGAAAGAAUAUAUUUUGGUAGCGGUUGAUUAUGUGUCUAAGUGGGUGGAGGCUAUUUCCACUAGGACAAACACUCAUCGGGAAGUACUCAGGUUUGUAACGAGAAACAUCUUCUCCCGAUACGAUUGUCCGAGGGCCAUAAUCAGUGACGGAGGCUCGCACUUCAACAAUGCACACUUUCGUGCAUUAUUGAAGAAAUAUGGAGUACAUCAUCGCGUCACUACACCGUACCACCCCCAAGCUAAUGGGCAAGUUGAAGUGAGCAACCGAGAGGUCAAGAAUAUUUUAAAGAAGAUCAUUCGACCAGACGGUAAGGAUUGGGGGCACAAGCUUCCAGAUGCAUUAUGGGCGUAUAGAACGGCUUACAAGACACCUAUCGAGAUGUCUCCGUUCCGACUCGUAUUUGGGAAGGCGUGCCAUCUGCUAG